Molecule: messenger RNA, 3302 nt
Organism: Amblyraja radiata (thorny skate)
Lineage: Eukaryota; Metazoa; Chordata; Chondrichthyes; Rajiformes; Rajidae
Gene: gprc6a
Product: G protein-coupled receptor, class C, group 6, member A
Exons: 6
Coding region: 75-2849 (924 amino acids)
Biological process (GO): G protein-coupled receptor signaling pathway
Cellular component (GO): plasma membrane
Molecular function (GO): G protein-coupled receptor activity
Source: RefSeq, a predicted model, not a curated record
UAACCGUGAGAUACCAGGAACCUGUGAACUUUGUAAAAGUAAACGCAGCCUGUUCUAACCACUCCAAUCUGAAAAUGUUAAAAAUGCUCAGAAACGUGCUUCUGUUUCAAGUUUUGUUUGUGGUAUGCACUUUGUCAAUGCAAACUCCGAGCACCUGUGAAAAUUUGCAUGACUUCUACAAUAUUGAGUCUCCGGGAGAUAUCAUCAUUGGAGGUCUCUUUGCAGUCCAUGUCAAGAUUGAAAGUUCGGUGGAUCUGAAAAAACCCGAGGGUCAAACAUGUAAAGGGUUUGAUGUGCGAGGUCUGGUAAAAGUUCUUGCCAUGAUCCACUCCAUAGAGAAGAUAAACAAUUCAACUCUCUUACCUGGAAUUAAACUGGGAUACAAGAUAUAUGAUACCUGCACGGAGCCGACAAUGGCUUUGAGAGCAGUCAUGAAGUUUCUUUCUAAAGCCAACUCGUCAGACGACUGUGUUGAAGUGCGCUGCAAUUAUACAGAUUACUUGCCAACAGUUAAAGCAGUUAUAGGACCUGCUACAUCAGAAGUUAGCAUUUCCGUAGCACGGUUGUUGAACAUAAACCUUAUGCCUCAGAUCAGCUACUCAGCUUCUGCAAAAAUUCUGAGCGAUAAAACUCGAUUUCCUUCAUUCAUGAGAACUAUUCCAAGUGACACCUUUCAGUCUAAAGCCAUGGCCAUGCUGGUUCAAACCUUUGAGUGGAAUUGGGUGGGAACUAUUGCAAGUGACGAUGACUACAGUCGGUCCGGAAUAGAUAGCUUCAUUUCCGAAGCUGAGCUCCUGGGUGCAUGCAUUGCUUUCCAAGAAAUUAUUCCAUUUUAUUCAUCUGAUCAGAUAACAACCUCCCGGAUAAAAGAAGUGGCAAAAACUAUCAUCAACCGAACGCGAGUGAAUGUCAUUGUUAUGUUUGCUAGAGCCUCCCAUGUCGUUGAACUGUUUGAAAUAUUAAAUACUCACAACGUAAGUAAAAUUUGGAUUGCCAGUGACAGCUGGUCAAGCAACAAUAAUAUCACUCGCAUGGAGAAAAUUCAGAACAUUGGGAAUAUUAUUGGAUUCACAUUUAAAAGUAGAAAUAUUUCAAAAUUUCGAGAUUACGUGAAAAAAUUGUCAUUUAAUUCGGCAGGUGUUAACACAUUUCUGAAGAAGUAUUACAUGCUUUAUAACUUUUGUACAGCCGAGCAAAACGAAGAUCUAGACUCAUGUAUUUCAGAUGCAAAAUACCCGCUCAAAUAUAAUGAACAUCAGAAUAUGAGCAAUAGCAAGGAAUUGCAAUACCUGGAAAAUGACUUUCUCGUGAAUAAUAUUGAAGCAGGUGUUACUUCCAGCAUUCAGUGGUCAGUGUAUGCUCUUACACAUGCGCUUCAAAAUCUGUUAAAAUGCAGUGAAGGAAUUUGCCAUAGAUCAUCAGACUUUGCACCAUGGGAGUUAUUGCAAGAACUGAAGAAAGUGAACAUAACUGAAGAGGGAAAUAGAAUCCAAUUUGAUUCUUUUGGAAAUUUUAUCUCUGGAUAUGAUAUCCUCAUGUGGAAACCCAUCAAAGACAAAAUGGCUCUUGGUCACAUAAUUGCAGAAUAUGAUAUACAGACGAAUAAAUUUAUAAUUAAGGAUUUACGUUUCAAUAACUUCAAGAAUGUGGUAUCAAAAUGCUCUAGCCCCUGCCAACUGGGACAACUGAAACUGUCAUCAGAAGGUCAACACACAUGCUGCUAUGAUUGUGUAAACUGCAGUUCCGAUACGUUCUCCAAUACAACUGAUGCGCAGCAGUGUUUCCAUUGUUCUGAGGAUGAAUGGGCUCCAACUGGAAGUGCCUCAUGCAACAAAAAAGACAUUAUGUUUCUUAAACGGACAAAUGCAUUUUCCAUAGUAUUGCUAAUCUUUUCAGCCCUUGGAAUAGUUUUAAUCUUGGUCAUAAUUGUUAUCUUUAUCAAGAACAUCAACACACCAGCCGUUAAAUCCAAUGGCGGUAUCUUAUCGAUUGUUAUGCUCUUGUCUUUGAUGCUGAGCUUUACAAGUGUCUACUUUUUUCUUGGAAAGCCAAAUAAUGUAACCUGCAAAUUCAGGCAGUGUUUAUUUGGCAUCAGCUUCACUCUUUCUGUUUCAUGCGCAUUGACAAAAUCCCUUGCAAUACUCUUCGCAUUUAACUUUAACCCAGCUAAUCAAAAAUAUUUGAAGAAUUGUUAUAAUCCAUGGCUCAUCAUCGGUAUUUGCACGGGAUUUCAGGUUAUCAUUUGUGCACUGUGGUUAAUUUUUAAUGCUCCAAGAGCUGACAGGGAUGUUAGAAGGCUCCCAAAAGAGAUUUUACUGGAAUGCAUUGAGGGUUCUGAUGUAGCUUUUGCUGUUAUGUUGGGGUACAUAGCUCUCCUUGCCCUGAUUUGCUUUAUAUUUGCCUUUAUAGGUAGAAAGCUGCCAGAAAAUUACAAUGAGGCCAAGUUUAUUACAUUUAGCAUGCUGAUUUAUUUCAUUUCAUGGAUUACUUUUGUACCUGUCUAUGUAACCACUAAAGGUCAGUUUCUGCCAGCUGUGGAAGUGGUGACAAUUUUAUCUUCCACCUAUGGGAUAUUAUGCUGCCAGUUUUUCCCUAAAUGUUAUAUCAUUUUGUUUAAGAAAGAAUAUAACACUGCCAGUUCAUUUUUGAAAAAUCUUUAUGACUUUUCACUGAAAAGUUCAAAGACUAUUUGUCAACACCAAAUUUCUGCACAAUCCUCAUUGAGCUCUCUUCCUCACUUGUCCAUCAAACAUGACAGCUUCCAAAAGUCAGAUAACAUAAAUCGUAAUUCUUUCAUCGAGAGCAACAGAAUGAAAUGGAUUCCAAGGAAGCGAUUUUCCAGUUUAUAGUUGUUCAAUUGAUGAAACAGAUUUCCACUCAAAAUAUUCAAUCCAUAUUGAGGGAUAGCUAUCUAGAUUUGAACGUAUAUUGAGGUCUUUUUAAUUUUUGGCCACCGUAGCACUAAUGCACUUUGUUACUUUUGAGCACUGGAAGCUCAAGGUGAUGGUUUAUACAAACUAUGUAUUGUAUCUUUGUGAUGGAACAACAUAUUAGAUAAAGAUGAGUACCAAUUCAAGAUGUUCAUUAGCAUUCUCUCCAGAUUACUUACGUUAGUCAAAAAGUAGACUUUGGCUUCCAUUAUCCACAACUAAAGAACAGGGUAUCAUCAGAUCAUCUCAGGGCAGCACAGAGGCACAGCGGUAGAGUAGCUGCCUCACAGCACCAGAGACCCGGGUUCGAUCCAGACUACAGGUUAUGUCUGCAAGGAGUUUGUACGUUCUCCCCAUGACCCAUGUGGGUUU